This is a messenger RNA of Ricinus communis (castor bean), 541 nucleotides long. RefSeq lists its product as uncharacterized. The record is from RefSeq and is a predicted model, not a curated record. The transcript is spliced from 2 exons. Bases 127 to 456 code for a protein of 109 amino acids. NCBI's taxonomy places the organism in Eukaryota, Viridiplantae, Streptophyta, Magnoliopsida, Malpighiales, Euphorbiaceae.
UUACCACGUAAAGUAACACCUGCAUUGACGUGUAAACCUCAAGAAAGGAAAAUGUCUUAAUUCGCAGCCUUUUCAGUUUUCUUGGGGUUUACUCUUUUGGUUUAGUUAGAGAGAAGGAAGAACGUCAUGGAAGAGAUUAGGCCAUCCUCAUCACCCUCACCGCCACCCCACACAGCAGUCGAUACCACCAUCAACACCACAACCCCUACUUCAACCGCCCAUAGAAAACAAGAAAAGUCGGAAAUAUCAAGCGUGAAGAAGGAGUGCUUAGCUUUUGCAGUUUCAUUGCAGGAGAGCUUUCAAUAUAUCAAAGCCAAAUUUGUUGGUCAGGCAAAGAAGAUAACAGCAAGAGAUGAGAAGGAAGCAACUGCAGCUGAUUUACAGGUUGCUAAGAUGGAGGUUGAAGCAGCUGAUCAAGCUGAAUAUAUCAAGAAAAAGCUUGACAAAUCUCUGUAAUUAAUAUCCAUAGUCCCAUACUCUAGAAUGGAUAAAAUUUAUGUUGUAAUUUCUACUUAAUAUAACGUGAAUGUAUAGUUUACUA